This is a messenger RNA of Linum tenue, 646 nucleotides long. NCBI's taxonomy places the organism in Eukaryota, Viridiplantae, Streptophyta, Magnoliopsida, Malpighiales, Linaceae. The record is from the annotation of a GenBank genome assembly.
AGCUCUCCCAAUUCGAUUAAAAAAAAAUUGGUCCCCGAUUCCUUUUCUUUCCAAAAUCGAGUUCUUUCUUUUCUCCGCUCUCCAGCAAGAACCCUAACAUCACCACGCGCACAGGAGACCCCAAUCCUCUGAUUUCUUCUCGAACCUUUGCAGCUUGAGACCUAGAUCUUUGCUUGCUCUGCUUCGACCCUCGUCCAGUCUACCUGCAACUCCGAUGAACUCACUAUCGCCGCCCAGAUCUCCUUCUUCCGUCUGGAGGUCUGACCUUCGCGGAAUCGUGGUUCUGCCAGUAUUUACAGUCUCCCUGGUUCCGCAUCUGUCUACUCUCGUCCGCUGGAUGGGAAAACUCCACCGAUUGUACCAGUUGUUAUUUCGCCAUAUGGAUUAUUUCCGUCACUCCAUAUUGAACCUUUUUUUAAUCACUAGUACCCCAAACCGUUACAAAAGCAAGCAUGAACUCUUCCUCGACUCGGUUCGUGACUUCGGGAGGGAUGGGGAUGUGGGGAGAAAGUUUCAAGAGCAAUGGAAGUCCUCAUCCACUGUCAUCAACGCUUAUACCGAAUACAUCUUCGUCGUUGAUUAUAACAGCAGAUAUGAAGCUAGACAAUCAGUCAUAAGAUACUUCCGGGACCCCUGGACCGCUUAA